AUGGCACCAGGCUCAGGGAGGGAUAGUAACUUAAAGAGGACCUGCAGAGGCUUCACCUACAAAGGCUCUGAAAUCAAUGGCAAUGGCGCUCUCGGCUCGAAGGGCAAGUCCACAGCCAAAAAGCCGGCUGGCGCCGUUAACAUCAGCGACAUCCACCUCCUCUUCAGCCAGGACGACGACUCCGUCCCCAUCUUCGACUCUUGUGACAAGAUCCGCAAGAAGAUUACUAUUUAUCUGAUGCGGCCAGCCGUCACGCAGGCGCAGCUAUGCCGCGGCAUCUACGCGCAGCUGAAGGGCCCAAAGAAAGAAUAUCAAGCCUUUCCAGAUUGUGCAGCUGGCACGGUUCCGCAACAUGAAUGA
This is a messenger RNA of Thermochaetoides thermophila DSM 1495, 360 nucleotides long. RefSeq lists its product as uncharacterized. The transcript has 2 exons. Lineage: Eukaryota; Fungi; Ascomycota; Sordariomycetes; Sordariales; Chaetomiaceae. The record is from RefSeq and is a predicted model, not a curated record. The coding region runs from base 1 to 360 and encodes 119 amino acids.